GUCCACUGCCACUGUCCAACCAGUCUUCCUCAAGCCUCCGACCAGACGACAGUCCACCAUGUGUGUUCGGACUCUUUUGCUCAUAGCGACAGCAAUGACUUCUGUGUACGCCCAACGUCUGCAACUGUAUGAAGGCGAAACGUGUAAAAGGGUUGGCGGAGUGGAUUGGACGUGCAAAAAGAUUAGAGAUUGUCCCAAGGCUCAGGAAGCUCUUCAACAGGGGAGAAGGCCAGAGACAUGUGGGUUUAGUAAUAACCAGGUGAUAGUGUGUUGUGAACCUCAGAGGCGUAGACCGACCAGACCGACCAGACCUCUCCCAACAACACCGAACAGCAAACCUACGCAGCCCAACAGAGGACCUUCGCAAGUUGGUGUGAAAAGCAAGGAAAUGUGUAAGAAGUAUGCAGAGUCUGUUUUCAUUAAAAUACAAAGCUUCGAAAAUGAAGAGUUUAACAAAAUUGACACUUGUGCCAACGUCGAGCCUCUUAUUGUCGGCGGCCGCGAUGCCCAGCCUAGAGAAUUUCCACAUAUGGCUUUGAUUGGUUAUGGAGAUAAGGACAAUAUCCUGUGGAAGUGUGCAGGAUCACUUAUAAGUGAACGCUGGGUUCUCUCCGCAGCUCAUUGUACUCUGGACGGUGAAGACAGGCCAAAAUUGGUGAGGCUCGGUGAAUACAAUUAUCGUUCAAAAGAAGACGAAAAAGAUAAGAUAUCAAGAGUGGAAGACGUAGACAUCAUACAAACAAUAAACCACCCUCAGUACGAUAAUAAAACUGAAUUCAACGACAUUGCCCUAUACAAGCUCAGCAGGGAUGUCACAUUUGGCGAAUAUAUUAGACCGGUCUGUCUUCAAACUGAUUUACAAAUACCAAAGAAAUAUGGACUCAUCACAGGAUGGGGUAGGACAGAAUUCGGUGGAAAAAUGAGUGAUAUUCUUCAAAAAGGCAACGUGACCUUCAUGAGUGGAACUGAAUGUAGGAACUAUCUUAACAAUAUUGCAAAACUAGAUAGAGAAGUACGAGAUGCUUUACAGAUUUGUGCUGCCAACUUCUUGUCAAAUACUGAUACAUGCCAGGGUGAUUCAGGUGGUCCAUUGCAAUACCGCCUGAGAGAACCGUACUGCAUGUACAGUCAGGUGGGCAUCACUUCAUAUGGGAUCAGGUGUGCUUCUGCAUUCCCUGCCGUUUACACCAGGGUCUCAAACUAUAUAUCUUGGAUAGAGAGCAUCGUCUGGCCUUAGAACAUAAUUAUUUGUAUUAUUCUUUUAGUUUGAUCAAGAGUUCUGUCCCUAGUUAGCAGUGGUGUAGUUCUAAAUUUUCCUGUGUGAGAACGCUUACCGUCUAAAAAAACAAAACAAAUUGCCUAGUUUUUUUUGGGAAAAAUCAGAGUGAGAUAACUCCCCCAUUACAUAACUGCUAAUUAGGUCAACUAUGCUAUUUUUUUUUUGUUUUAUGUUAAAACUUUGUUAUAUAUCUUUGUUGAUAUAGACUUUAAAAAAAUAUUUUAUCAAAAGCUGUUGAACAAA
Messenger RNA from Macrosteles quadrilineatus (aster leafhopper), 1522 nucleotides. Its product is annotated as serine protease snake-like. The transcript is spliced from 7 exons. Gene Ontology annotation, molecular function: serine-type endopeptidase activity. Gene Ontology annotation, biological process: proteolysis. Bases 59 to 1237 code for a protein of 392 amino acids. The record is from RefSeq and is a predicted model, not a curated record. Lineage: Eukaryota; Metazoa; Arthropoda; Insecta; Hemiptera; Cicadellidae.